This is a messenger RNA of Brassica rapa (field mustard), 2008 nucleotides long. RefSeq names its product GBF-interacting protein 1. Gene Ontology annotation, cellular component: nucleus. NCBI's taxonomy places the organism in Eukaryota, Viridiplantae, Streptophyta, Magnoliopsida, Brassicales, Brassicaceae. The record is from RefSeq and is a predicted model, not a curated record.
UCUUUUCUUCAAGUCAUCUUCUCUCAUACUCUCUUUCUCUCUCCUCUCUCUGCUUCUCUCUCUCUCUCUACCUAAACAUGACUACGAGCAACGGCGGCGAUGUGGGGUCUAGGGUUUCGAUUCCGGCGGAUCUGCUAGAAACCUUUCAGAACAUCAGGGAGUACACGGGGAAACAGCAUUCCGACGAGGAUAUCUUCUCCGUCUUCAAGGAUUGCCUCAACGAUCCACACGAGACCGCUCAGAAGCUCCUCUUUCUAGAUACGUUUCAUGAGGUGAAAGGCAAACGGGAGAGAAAGAAAGAGAGUUUAGUGCCAAAGACAGAAGACAAGGGCAGGAAUGGUCGGAGGAACUUCGCGUCAAAUUACAGUGGUGCUAAUAAUGGAAGAAGUGGAGCUUUUACAAGGCAGAGUGGUUCUAAUCACAGAACAAGACGUCCCAUGAAGGCGUCUAAGCCUGUGAUUCCUCCAAGUGGAGUUAGUAACACGAAGAUUACAGAAGAACACCCUCCCUCCAAGUGUACUUCUUCUUCUGAGGAUGUUACUGAGCUGAAGAAGUCUAAUGCAAGUGAAACUGUACCUGUAUCAAAUUUUGUUGUACAAAACGGUACUCAGUGUGCUGUAGAUGGAACUUCUAAGAGCUCACAGCAAUCAUCUACUUCUUCUCAGCGAUCAGCCACUUCUAAUUGCGGUAGCCAGUCAGAUCAAGUCAUUAGGAGUGAGUCUGCAGGCCCAAAAGGCAAUAAUCAAUCGCUUCUCAAGUCAGAUGUUGGUGAACGGCCCCAUGUAACGUUCCCUGCCCACCUUCAGGUUGCCAAAAUGCUGGAAAAUGGUCUGACGUUUGGGAGCUUCGAUUCCAAUUUUGUGAAAGAAACAUGUUGUGAUAAUCGUACCUUUGGAUGUGAUGACUCCAUUAUCAAGUCUUCUCAUGGGACAGCAGUCUAUGGGGCGUCAGAUAGGAAAGAUAUAUCAACUUUUUCUCAAGAUGAUAAUGAGAUUUCGAAUUCAGCACCUGAGACAGAGCUUGCGUUGCAGUCAAAUCAAACUGUUCAACUUGUAGAAGGUUCCGAAGUAGAUAAACUGAACGAGGAGUCUUUACCAAUCAAAGACAUUCACCAGGCUGAUGUUCCACCUAUCUCGUAUCCUGAUCAGAGUUCCAUAGCAGCCUCUCAACAGGCAAUGCACCUUCUCAGGCAACAAUACCCUCUAAACUUUUUCCCUUACGGUCUCUAUUAUUCCCAACCCUUCUAUAUGCCGCAACCAUACAUUCAACAGUUCUUGACCCCAAACGGGUUCCAACAACAGUCUUACUUACCACCUCAAGAUGAUGCUGCACUACCUCCUGGAGAUAAACUCCAUUCCCCUCAGAUCAAACCGGGAAACAACACUGGAAACUCUCCACCUGCCUCAUUUCCAUCACCAUAUGAUUCGUACGCAGCUGCUUUUAACCACAUCCCAUCACCACCCACCACCGUAAACUCUACCCACAAGGAAGAAAAGAAGGAAGACGAUUACACGACUGUGCCACUGAGUCUAGCUAACCUGCAGGCCAGUGCCAUGUACAACUUAUCCCUUCAGGGCCAGCCAUUACCUUUCCCGACCUUGCACGCUGGGUUCACAGGAAUAUACCAACAAACACCGCCCAUACUGCAGGCUCCAACUAUAUCUCCGGUGACUGAACAACCAAUAGGACCCCCGCUCGUAACUAAUCAGCAACCUCAAGCUGCGCCCACGAAUAUGGACAACAACUACUAGGUCAAGCAGAGUUACUCUGAAGAUACAUAUCAAAUUGGUAAGAAGAGAUAUUCAGGUCUGGAUUUUUUGGAGUGAUUUUGUGCGUACAUACUUAGGAAACAUCACCCCAAGAGGAAGUUAGUGUGUGACAAGAGAGAUAAAUGGUGUGUCUUGGUUCUUUUGUAGACAUCCAUGUAGUAGUACUUUUUGAAACUGAUGAUGUCUGGUUCGUUUGUAGUUCUUCAGAAUUUUACAAAUAUAAACAAGUUGUCACAUUA